GCCUGCAGCCCCUCGGAGGCCGGCUGCCCACCUGCCCCGGCCCCACCCUCCGGCCGUGGCCCGGCGGGAGGCAUUACGAUUUUAGCUGGGCCGUUUCCGGGAGGCGGAGCUCAGACCCCCAUUUCCUUUCUCUACGGCUAGGUUGCACUUGGGGGCGGCGACGCUCUCGGGCCCGGAGAUCGCCUGCGACCGGUGCCCAGGCUGCACCGAGGCUUCUGUGAACGUCCUGCGCUCCCGCGGGCUCCGCGCUUCCACCCGACAGCAGCAUGGGCGGCGCCCGGGACGUGGGCUGGGUGGCAGCGGGCCUGGUUCUGGGGGUCGGUGCCUGCUACUACAUCUACCGGCUGACGCGGGGCCAGCGGCGGGGCGCCCCCCGCGGGCCCCGGCUGCGCCCCUCUCCAUCCAUAGAAGACCUAACAGAUUGUUCCUGUGAUGAUGUUCUGAAUGCGGAACAACUUAAGAAACUCCUUUACCUGCUUGAGUCCACCGAGGAUCCCGGAAUUCUUGAAGGAGCUUUGGUCACUCUGGGUAACAGCGCAGCCUUCUCCACUAACCAAGCCAUCAUUCGUGAACUGGGUGGCAUUCCGAUUGUUGGGAGCAUGAUCGCCAGUCCCAAUGACAGUAUUAAGGAGAAAGCCUUAAAUGCACUGAAUAACCUGAGUGUGAACGUUGAAAAUCAAGAGAUAAUAAAGGUGUACAUUGAUCAAGUCUGUGAGGAUGUCUUCUCGGGUCCCCUGAACUCUGCUGUGCAGAUGGCCGGACUGAGAUUGCUGACCAACAUGACCGUUACCAAUGACCACCAGCAUAUGUUUAAAAGUUACAUUACGGACAUCUUCCACGUGCUACUGGCUGGAAAUGGAAUUACCAAGGUUCAGGUUCUGAAACUGCUUUUGAAUUUGUCUGAAAACCCAGCUAUGGCAGAAGGACUAUUUGGUGCCCAAGUGGAUGCGUCAUUCCUGUCCCUCUGUGACAGCCAUGUAGCAAAGGAGGUUCUGCUUCGAGUCCUUACCCUGUUCCAGAAUUUAAACAACUGCGUCAAAACGGAUGGUAGCUUAGUUCUGAGGUCUACAUUCAUGUUUCAUAAAGGUUCAUUGUUUUUCCUGUUAUAUGGACAAGAAUGUGCCCAGAAAAUGAAAGCUUUAGUUAAUCACCCUGAUGCAGAUGUGAAGGAAAAAGUUCUCAUAAUCACGUAAUUCUCAUUGGCCAUAUUUCCAGAGAGCAAUGCAGUCUGGAAAUAAUCCACAUUAUAAAUCUACUUUCCACCUUCCGUAUAAAGCAAAAGGGAGUUCUUUCAGCUGUUGAAUUGUAAACAGUAAAUAUCAUGUUUCCUCAUUAACACAGCUACAACUUGCCAUGGUCUCCAAGUUUGUUUUGGAUUAUUUUAUUGAGAUACCAAAUGAAUACUAGCGCUUCUACUGAAAACAUUUCUUUGAUUUUGUCUAGAUUGAGAUGCUUUAGUUAUUUCCUCUGUAUGAAGUGACUUUUUUAUGCCUCCGUUGCCGUCUACCGUUUGCAGUGAUUUGCGGUUAAGAGGGUGACCCUGUGUUAGCAGAACUGCAGCGUAUGUUCAAGGCUGUGACCUUCCGGAAGCAGAUCUUCUUCCCCCAACACCCCCCCCCCAGCCCCCUUCAAGCUGUCUUCCGAGGCACCUCCGGAUGGGGUUCAACUGCCAGCCUUUGGGGCUUAUUGUCAAGCACCUGACCAUUGGGGCCACCCAGGGACAUUCAUUCAUAUGUCAUUCAUUGAGUGUUUGAGAACGGCAUGAGAAUCACACCGUCCUUAGUGAUGAGAUCCUGAGUCCUCGAGUCUACUGCCGACCCCGUCACCCUGCUUUCACAAACCCGCUCCAAUCAUGUGCUUCUAGUUGAUGAAAACAUGUAAACUUAGGAGAAAGUGUGUCCUAGUACUUGCCCACUCCCACUCAACGUGCCAGUAUGUAAAAAUGCUACUAAUAAAAAUACUGGGAUUGAUCAAAUUGUCCAUCCCUCAGCAAUUGGGUAAAUCUGUUGUUCUGUCUUUAAAGGGAACAGAGUGGCUGUGAGUGUGCUGAUGUCAAAAGGCAUACAUGAGAUAAGGUGGUUUUCUGAAACACUCUGGCAGAAGAUGUACGUGAUCCCAUUUGUGGUUUUGUAAGGGAAAGAUAUUUAUGUUUAUAUAUACACAGAACACGUCCACAGUGAUACGCCAACUCUCGGGAUUGGGGAAAUGAUUUGUCUAUAUAUUCUCUUCUACUGUUUUUUACUCUGAGCAUAAAUUUUAUAAUGUUUUUUUUUAAUAAAGAGGAAAAUCAUGAGGUUAUGUAUAUUUUCUUCCCUUAAUUGAUAGUACUUUUUUCAUUUCCAUCCUUAUUCUACUUGACUAAAAUAAGAUUGGAAAAGAUUUCAGCAUUUAAUUUUCUUAACCUUUUUAUUUCAUGAAGUAUCAUUACAAUUUAUUGUUAUAUUUGCAUUCAGCCAGGAUAUCUAAAAGUGUAAAGGUUAUAACCCUCAGCAUGCUUAGCAAUAAGUCAAUGUGCAAGCACAAACUGCAACUCAGUGUACUUUAAGGCAGAGCCCCGGUGCUUUGAAUCUCCUCUGUGAAUACAUGGGUACAACUGUUUCCAUAGGUCACAAAUCCUUCAACAGAAAAAAACGUGUGUUCUCAGGCUUAGCCUGAUACAGAAAUUAUCCUUUGGGGGAAUAUUCAUUCAUACAGUAUAAGAAAAGGCCCACUAUAAGGUGUAAAUGAAAAUUCCCAAGGGACUGGCAUUGGAAAGGAUACAUGACGGCUGAGAGUGAUGUCGUUGUAUAUUGGUGGUGAAGAUAAGUAUUCACUCCCUGAAAAGGCACAUUUCUUUAUAACGAUUUUUCUUCAUCUGCCUCCUUACUUAAUGAAGAUAUGUAUUCAACAUGUGCACAUAUUAAAAACCUGUAUUGAGCUUCUAUGUGUUUGAGCAGCA
Molecule: messenger RNA, 2938 nt
Organism: Echinops telfairi (small Madagascar hedgehog)
Lineage: Eukaryota; Metazoa; Chordata; Mammalia; Afrosoricida; Tenrecidae
Gene: ARMC10
Product: armadillo repeat containing 10
Exons: 6
Coding region: 267-1193 (308 amino acids)
Biological process (GO): negative regulation of intrinsic apoptotic signaling pathway by p53 class mediator
Cellular component (GO): mitochondrion
Molecular function (GO): protein binding
Source: RefSeq, a predicted model, not a curated record